GUGAUUGGUACCGUAGAAUAAUACUAUUCCAUGCCAAAAUAUUAUACCAUGUGUAGUUAUGUCAGCUUACAUUCGUAUGGCCAUGGCGUACACGCGGUAAAUACUAAAUAAUAAAUUUGAUAAUUCUGUGAUUUUGAGUUCUGACCAUUCUUUAUCUUGAUAAAAUUGACAAUUGUAGUUAAAUCAAAAAUUUUGAUUAACAAAUURAUAUAAUGAAACAAUUAACGGAUGACCGAAUGAAAGUGUUUUUCGAAAAAUUGUCAAAAUACAUUGGUUCAAAUAUCAAGUUAUUAAUUGAUCGUUCAGAUGGAAAAUAYUGUUUUCGUGAGAAAAAAGAYCGAGUUUAUUAUGUAUCUGAAAAAGUAUUAAAUAUGGGAUCCAUGAUGAAUCCCGAUAACAUAAUUAGCAUAGGUACAUGUUUUGGAAAAUUUACCAAGUCUGGAAAAUUUAGAAUACAUAUAACAUCUUUAGAUUAUCUAGCUCCAUAUGCUCAGCAUAAAAUGUGGAUAAAACCUGCUGCUGAACAACAAUUUUUGUAUGGCCAUAAUGUUUUAAAAUCUGGCCUUGGGCGAAUUACAGAAAGUACUACUCAAUACCAAGGAGUUAUAGUAUUCUCAAUGAGUGAUGUUCCUUUGCAGUUUUUAAACGAUAAUACAAAUCUAUGUCACAUACAGUGAAACCUCUAAAUACCGGACACUCUCGGUCGAUUAAAUGUUGUCCGCUAUUAAGAGAGGAAAU
Molecule: messenger RNA, 738 nt
Organism: Diuraphis noxia (Russian wheat aphid)
Lineage: Eukaryota; Metazoa; Arthropoda; Insecta; Hemiptera; Aphididae
Product: 60S ribosome subunit biogenesis protein NIP7 homolog
Biological process (GO): ribosome assembly
Cellular component (GO): nucleus
Molecular function (GO): RNA binding
Source: RefSeq, a predicted model, not a curated record